CCAUCGAUGCUUAUGCUAGGGCGGCAAAUACAAACACGUUUGGAUUUACUUUUGCCGCAAAAUGGUCAAGCGGAAUUCGGUAAGACACUACCAACAAAGAGGAUUGACAUAGGGGAAAGAGUAGCAGUACGCGAUUACCUGUCAAAGCCCAAAUGGAAAUUUGGAGUAGUUGAGGCAAAUAAAGGCGAUUUGCAUUAUAGUGUCAGACGUCGAAAAUGGACGAGACAUAUCGACCAAAUGCGAAGAUCAAGAGUAUCAAUCGACGAUACGCCGGAAGAUUCUUCUAAAGCAACAGGAAUGCUAGCGGGAGGUCCAGUUAGCGAACAAAUGGGAAGAGCUCAGAAUCAUUCAUUAUCGUCACAUCAGACUCCAGAUGCGGUCACAAAUCACUCAUCGCAAUCAUCAUCUCAACCACAUCAACCUGUCGAGGCACCACCUGAAGAAACACUUC
This is a messenger RNA of Rhagoletis pomonella (apple maggot), 451 nucleotides long. RefSeq lists its product as uncharacterized. The record is from RefSeq and is a predicted model, not a curated record. NCBI's taxonomy places the organism in Eukaryota, Metazoa, Arthropoda, Insecta, Diptera, Tephritidae.